AUGGAAAACGUUCCCGUUGAGCUACUAGCCAGGAUCUUUUCUGGCCUGCCGUACUUUGACCUUCUCGCCGUGUCUGCUGUCUGCAAUCUUUGGUACCAAAUUAUCCAAGAGGACACAUUUAUUCGUCAGUUGAUGUUCAAGACGCCGAGCCCAAACUCUUCCCAGCUGGUUAACGGAGAGGCAGUGCAAGGGAAUUUUGACAAUGUUGCGAACUCCCCCUACUGUCGAAAUAUUCGUCUUCAUCCAGCGAUCACAAGGAUGUCUUAUUACAUGGGCCAAGAAUUCACCUCGGUUGGAUUCCACUCCCGUUCGCCGGAUGCUACCACGCGGUUCUUGCCUUUGGCUCAACAAAUGAUUUCUAAAGAUUUCGCUUCCGCACCUUCUGUUGAGAAAAUGGAAGUAGAAAUCUGUCCGCAACAGCAACUUUGCGCCCAUCUCAAAAAUGCUCUCUGUAUCAAGUUUACAGUCCGCAACUUGAAUGGAGUGCGUGUGGGGGAUUUAUUUACCGCGCUGGCGACGGGAACUCGAAAAUCAUGCGAUCUAAUUUCCUUUGUUUCCGGCGGCGGAUUUGGUGCCCGUCUCCACCCUGGACAGAAAAUGGCCAAGGCAUUGAAAGCUGAGAUCCUUGGAGAAAACAGGUGGCUCUCAAGUGUUGGUUCAGCUGUCUUGGAAAAUUUAUACCCUCGCUCUCGCAUCAUGUCCAAAAAGGCGAACCAUCAUCAACUUGUCAUCGACACCAAAUCGACACCCAAGCUCGUGACCCAGGUGAAUUCAUCAACUCACUCCACCGAUCCCGCAAUACCACUUAGUUUGCCGGUUGAAGGGCAUGACAAUGAUCCAAGCCAACGUUUGGGCCAACGCGAUCUGUGUGGUGUAUCAAUGCUGCUCGCUGUUAAGAACCAUCCUAUUCUCUCAAAACUCACCGAGACUCCGCUAUAUUAUGCCAGUGACAGCAAUGAACAGCAGCUGCAAUUUACCAUCCUGUACGACACCCUGCGCUCGUUCGACGAUGUGGUUUUCCAGCUUAUCGAAGCGCGAAAAAGGGCGGCCGUCUCAGAUCUCAACAAUCUCACUGCACUACGGCAACACCGAGUAAACGCGUUCGAACAGGAGGGUAUUUAUUCAUUGGCAUAUAUAGUGGGCCAGCCCGCAAUCUCAGCCUGUAUCUUUUGUACUCCCUCAACUCCCAUGGACCAGCCGUAUCAGCCUGUUCAUAACCCAGGAGAUUUCACCAACGAAUUCAAAGAGCCCGACAAUCGCUCCCAGCCACCUUACGAUGCUCAACGAAGGGCAAGAGCCGAAGGCGUGUCAGCAAGGGCGCUUCUCGUCGGUGGCGCAACUGUAAUCGCCCUCUUUGGCAUGAUGGCGGCCCUCCUCUGCUAUGUCUGUGUCGCCAACGAGUGCACCGUCUCGGGCACUGUCCUAACGACAACAGCUGCCCUCGGAAAGGUUCUCACUAUCUCUCAGCUUGCUUCGCACGUCGCUCCCGUUGUUGUUCCUCUCGUAAUGGGGCUGUGUGCAUUCCAAAUUGGAGCCCGGUGGCUGCAAUCCAGCCAAAGAUUUGACGGGAAUCGGCCUUCUCCUUUGCAGCUCGGUCUGCUCAUGUCCAUUUGCAACAGUGCCAACCUAUCGGCCCUCUUUCAAGCUAUUAGGUACAUGCUGGGGGCAAACAAAGAUCUCAAAAAGCAGACCCUUCCAAGUCCGACUCUCAUGAAACGCUCCGUAGUGCUCCUUUUCACUCUACUCACUUUGAUCUAUGCAAUCUCGGGCGCGGAUGCCUGGUUCCAUGCAAGUAGCAAAGCCACUUUGAUUCAAAAGCAAACUUCCUUUGUUGGAACCCCUGGCCAAGUGGCCUUUGGACGAGCGAUCAAUGAGACGAGAUGCCAGGAGGCUUCGACCAGCACUGUCGGAGGCCCCAUAUAUACGAGUAGCUGUGGGUUAUUUAACGGACUGGCGGCCCAUGACAAUGCUGCAUUUCCUGAAGGGUUGAGAGCGGUUUCGAAUUCCUCAAACAUUAACAGAGUGGCCUUCACUGACGACCAGACGGCGAUUCUGGCACCGUCAAACGUUCCAUCCAACACUUCCUUCAGCGCCAACACCAUUGGCGUGAAAACGUCAUGCAUCAGCAUAACGAAGGAAUGCCUAAAGCAAACUACGUCGGGCGGGUUGACUUCCUAUGGGCCUGCUGCUUAUCUCAACAUCAACUGCACAGGACAGCAUGUAUACAACUUGACUUUGCCUGGAGCCUCGAUCCCCGAAGGACCAUUGGAUUCUUUGGGAAAUGUCGUUCCCGGUUAUCAAGUUCCAUCAAAAGGGUGGUUUGUUCACGGAAAUGCAGGAGCAUACAACGUCAUCUACUGCAGUCUUUCGGCACUGAAUGUGGACUACACAUACACUGGUUCGCAGUAUAUCCUCGACCAAGCUUCACCAGCUUCUGUUCAAGAUACGCAGUAUAUCGUCACCGUCGGAUUUGGAUCGAGCCCGCUUGGCACCGUGAAGUCUACGGUGGAGGGCGCGGGAAUCCAAACAGUGACUACGUAUGAAGAAGCUUUCAGCCUAGAGCUUUCGAGAAGGAUACUGGGGCUGGGUGCGACUCUGUUUAUCGUGAUAUUUGUAUCUAUCCAUGUCGUUGUGAGCACUCGUGGGGUAGGCUAUGUACGGCUUGCAGCGUUGCACAUUACCGAACCUCUUGUGUUGGUGAACGCGCUGUAUGGACCUGUUGAUUGGGCGUCGUCUUGGAAUAGCGAGGCGUUUGGAAAGUUUAUUGUGGAGGGUGAAGGAGAUAGACUUUUUGCAGGUGCGGUUGGCGUACAGGGUGGCGAAGUGUUUGCAGUAGGGAGACGUGAUGCGCACGCAAAACGAUCACGAUAAACUACUUGUACUGUAUGAGAGGAUCUGCGCAAUGUGAGAUGCCAACUC
Molecule: messenger RNA, 2919 nt
Organism: Laccaria bicolor S238N-H82
Lineage: Eukaryota; Fungi; Basidiomycota; Agaricomycetes; Agaricales; Hydnangiaceae
Exons: 13
Coding region: 1-2871 (956 amino acids)
Molecular function (GO): protein binding
Source: RefSeq, a predicted model, not a curated record